UACCACACUCUCUGGAAGAUACAAAAGCGUCGUCAUUGCUUCAGCCGUACAGUCUUCCUUCACCCCGAGGACCGACAACAAAGAGGUCUCCUGACUUCACUUAUUCACACAAUGCCAUUCGGUGAGGUCGUUUGCGGUUCUCCUGGAAGCGGGAAGUCAACCUAUUGCUACGGAAAAUAUCAGCUAUUCAAUGCCUUGAACCGUCCAAUAUCUGUGGUAAACCUUGAUCCUGCCAAUGAAUCCAUACCAUACCCCUGUGCAAUAGACAUAUCUUCCCUCAUUACUUUACAAGAGGCCAUGGACGAACACGGGCUUGGGCCGAAUGGUGCCAUGCUUUACUGUAUGGAAUACCUCGAGGCCAACUAUGACUGGCUUGAAGAUCGGUUGAAGGAGCUCGGAGAGGAAACAUAUGUGCUUUUCGAUCUCCCAGGUCAGGUCGAGCUCACCACAAAUCAUGAAAGUGUGAAGAGAAUUAUUAGAAAGUUGACGAAGAGCGGAUUCCGGUUAGCUGCCGUACAUCUUUGUGAUGCGCAUUAUGUGACGGACGCGUCGAAGUAUAUAUCUGUUCUUAUGCUUUCGCUACGUACGAUGCUUCACCUGGAGCUUCCACACGUGAACGUGCUGUCGAAGGUAGAUUUGAUCACACAAUACGGAGACUUAGAUUUCAACCUUGACUUCUAUACCGAGGUCCAGGACUUGUCUUAUCUAGAGAACGCCCUGUCCUCGGCAAGCCCUCGCUUUGCAGCUUUGAACAUGGCAAUAUGCUCUCUUAUUGAAGACUAUGGACUGAUCGGGUUUGAGACGUUAGCUGUGGAGGACAAAGAAUCCAUGCUGCACCUAAUGCGGGUUGUUGACAAGGCCACCGGCUGCGUCUUCGUCCCUCCACCGAAUGCACCCCAACCUGAAGGUACUCUUGAGGCUGCCUCUGCACCUGCUUCACAGCGUCCAAAUGUGUAUGGUCUGUUCUCGAGUGCACUGGGGGAGAUACGAGGACCUAGGAGUGAUGUGCGGGAUGUACAGGAGCGAUGGAUUGACGCGAAAAAAGAAUGGGAUGCGUACGAAAGACAGCAAUGGCGAAAGGAGGGAGAGUUGAUACAGCAAGAAGAGGCCAAGAAGAAGAGCGGUAUACGAGAACGGGGAGGAAGUACAACUAAAUAAUGCUAUUCAACUAUAAUAAUCAAAUGUGUAUUCUAUCACCAAACGCCAAUAGGAGUUGCACCAGUGUUCAGUC
This is a messenger RNA of Somion occarium, 1231 nucleotides long. NCBI's taxonomy places the organism in Eukaryota, Fungi, Basidiomycota, Agaricomycetes, Polyporales, Cerrenaceae. The record is from the annotation of a GenBank genome assembly.